AUGUCAAUAAAUCCAAAUAGGUACCGGUCUUUGGCAAAGACUUUUGAGGCAGCGACUGGGUUGACACAUAGCAUGAAACAACUGAAAAAUAAGUACAACCAACUAAAGGCAGAGUGGCGUGCAUGGUCGAAACUAAUGGAUAGCCGCAAAGGCCCCACUGGAAUUGGGUUCGACCAAGAGACUGGCUUCAUCAAUGCGUCGGAUGAAUGGUGGGCUACAAUGGAGAAGGUUGACAAAGAGUGUUGCAAGUUUAGAACAAAGAGGUUGGAUCACGAGGAAUUAAUGCGUCGUGUUUUCACGGGGGCUGCAGCAACGGGAAAAAAUGCUUGGACGCCUGGUGAGAUGCGGAACCAACUGGAGGUGGAAGGGGAGUCCGAUAGUGCAGACUUCUCUACGAACAGCAACGAAUUGGGUGCCUCUGAAACUGCAAACAUGAUGAAAUCUGCAAACAUUACCACAUCCGGUAGUGGUAGCAAAAGGAGGCACUCAUCUGUCACAGCCGUGCAGAAGAAACGAAUCACCGGGGCAGAAGCAUUGGCAACAAGCAUGGAUGAUUUGGUGAAUUCGGUGAAGACACAAAGUAAGGAACUCACUGUUAACCAUGUUGUCGGUGGACAAAGUGUCGCUAUGGCCGAAGCUAUCCGACAUCUUUAUGAAAUUCAAGGACUUGAACAAACUAAUCCACUGCUCCAUUUCGGUAUUUCCCUUAUGGAGGUGCCCAAUAAUAAGGAGAUGGUUAUGAGUAUUCCUUCCAAUGAAGGCAUCAUCGGCUGGCUCCAGGUAAAGCAACAAGACAAAGAGAGGAUGACAGCAGCUCCAACUCUUGCAAGCAUAUUGCGCAAUCAAGGACUUCGUUUCUAA
This is a messenger RNA of Camellia sinensis, 861 nucleotides long. Its product is annotated as L10-interacting MYB domain-containing protein-like. The record is from RefSeq and is a predicted model, not a curated record. Lineage: Eukaryota; Viridiplantae; Streptophyta; Magnoliopsida; Ericales; Theaceae.